Eucalyptus grandis is the source of this 2127-nucleotide messenger RNA. Its product is annotated as box C/D snoRNA protein 1. Gene Ontology annotation, biological process: maturation of LSU-rRNA from tricistronic rRNA transcript (SSU-rRNA, 5.8S rRNA, LSU-rRNA); box C/D snoRNP assembly; snoRNA localization. The record is from RefSeq and is a predicted model, not a curated record. The transcript is spliced from 8 exons. Lineage: Eukaryota; Viridiplantae; Streptophyta; Magnoliopsida; Myrtales; Myrtaceae. Gene Ontology annotation, cellular component: nucleus; pre-snoRNP complex. Bases 401 to 1714 code for a protein of 437 amino acids.
UUCGCUUUCCUCUCCCGCAGCCACGCCCCACCCGCGAGUUUCGUCCGCCGUCGAGCGCCGCCGCCGCCGCCGCCCGGCCGGCGAGACGCACCGCGACGGCGCGGCCCGCCGCGUGCCACGGGCGAGCGCAUCUCCACGACCGUAGGGCCCGAGGGAGCUUCGACGCCGCGACCGGAACGACAGCGAAUCGCGACGGUCGCUCUCGUUUCUUCUGUUCGUAUCGGCCUCCGCGAGCUUCGACGGCGACGGCUCGCGCCUCGUGGCCCUCCAUAAGCUUUGGACGCACCGACACGGCCGGCGCUUCUAGUUCAGCUGAAUCGUGCCGAACUUUGGAAAAACACCGAGAAAGGAGUCGUGCUGAAGGAUUUGUUUCGGUGAUUCUUCAGGAAGCUGCUGGAGGAUGUUAAGAAGAGAAAAUUUUGGGCCUUCUCCAAAGUCGAGUGGAGGAGUCCACAAAGAAAAAGACAGAGAAAACAUGGAAGAUCAAGCAGAAGAAAAUGUGGACACACCACUUGCGAAGCAACAGGCUCUUCUAUGUCAAGAGUGUGAAAAGAACCCAUCAAAAUACAAGUGUCCUGCAUGUUUUUUCCGCUCAUGUAGCCUUCUGUGCGUAAAUGCUCAUAAACACCGUACUGGCUGCAAUGGCAAGAAGAAUCAGACUGAGUUCAUCCCUCUCUCUCAAUUUAAUGACAAUGUUCUCCUCUCUGACUAUAAUUUGCUCGAGGAAGUGAAGAGGGUGACUGAAGCUGCUCACAGAACAAGAACUAAAUUAAGUGUGCAUCCUUAUUUUAAGCUGCCGUUUCCCCUCCAAAACCUCCGGCGUGCAGCUGCUAGUAGGAGAACGAAACUCUUGCUCCUUCCAAGUGGACUGUCAAGAAGGGGCCGAAAUCAGUCUCGAUAUGAGCAAAGGAAGAAAUUUAUUUCAUGGACAAUUGAAUGGCGCUUUCACUCGACAGAUGUGGUAUUAUGUGACCAUGGAAUACAUGAGGACAUGACCCUUCGUACUGUCAUUGAGAAACAUCUGAAACCUGGUCCAUGGAACCAUCAGCUAAAGCAUUUUUGUGAUGAACAGCUGGACAAUCUCAGACUUUUUAUUCGUAAAUAUCCAAAGGGUCCCAAAUCACCUUUCAAGGAGUUGGACAUAAACACCCCUCUUAGGCAACUAUUGGCAAAUGUUGUCAUCUUAGAAUAUCCUGUGAUGCACGUCUUCCUUCCAUCACACAGUUGUGAUUUUGAAGUUGUGAAAGACGGGAGAGCCAUCACUCCUAAAUCAGAUUUGCAGUGCUCUGUCGGAAGUGGUAAUUCAAAUGUGCAUGGUGUCCACUUCAGGGAGGAGAUUAUUGAAGAUAAUGGCUGUUUGGAAUCGCGGGUGUGUGACCUAAUGCAGCAAGGGAACUCAAGUGGAGGAUCUCAGUUUUCCCAUCAAAAUAUAAAAGCAUCAAGUGGGCCCUUGGCAGGACAUGUAUCUGGACUAAGUGAACCACUUCCCUCCAAUGUUGGGGACUCAUGGAUUAUUGAGGACAUGGAAAUUGACUUCGAUCAGGGACUGAUAGAUGCCUACUCAAAUCUCAUUGCACAAAUGAAUCCCGAUGAUUUUCUUGAAUUGGAUGAUGAGCUUGCCAGAAAAGGUAGAGAAGAAAGAGAAGGCUUACCUGGAGGGUGCAACUUAACACCAGUGGUGGAUGAAUUAGAGGAAGGCGAGAUUUUGGAAUGAUGAACCACUCUCACGACUUUUCCUGCUUGCUAUGUUGUAUAUAUUUACGGUUUUUUGUAAUAUCAUGUGACCUGGAGGUGCCUGAGAUUGAGGAGUCCUUUUGAUGCAGAAUGGUCACUCCAGCAAAGUCUCCUGUUUUCUCCUCUUCAUCAUAUUUUGCAGGAAGCUUGAACAAGUUUAUAAAUUAGGCAUGCGUCUCGUUCUCUCUACAACGGAGAGAGGCAUUUUGUAGCUGAGUUUUGGGUUUGGUUUGGAAUUUGGGCAAGUGGAGUUUGAUCUCAUUUCUGAUUUAUGUGUGCACUUUGUUUGUGUAGUUUGAACUCCGAUUCUCCUCGAUCCUACGGAUCACUGUCUUCAUAUUUUGUAGACAUUAAGUUGUAGAAGCGAUGCAAAAAUUAAUGUCUUCAUUUUCA